Molecule: messenger RNA, 1232 nt
Organism: Amoebophrya sp. A25
Lineage: Eukaryota; Dinophyceae; Syndiniales; Amoebophryaceae
Source: the annotation of a GenBank genome assembly
GGUACAGUUUCUACUUAGAACUAAUGGAGCAGCUUAAAUUGAUUCGAUUUUGUACAGAGAUUGAGUAAAAAAAGUUCAAGAAAAUGGCAAGGAGAAAACGUAACCUACCUGGUUUGGCGAUUGGUGGUGCUGCGGCAGCGUGGACUGCACAAUUACGGCUUAGUACGCAUACUAAAUACAAACCUCAUCUUCUUCUAUUCAAUCGUAGUUGCCUCAUUCAUCAUGAUCCCGAUUGUGGUCAACAUAGCUCCUCAUCUCAAUUUCUUCUCCUUUUUAAUCUUGCCUCCUCAUCAUUUGCCUAGCCCUAAAGUUUGCACGGUUACGGGGCAGAAGUAUCCUUCAGACUCCUCCUCGUGAGGGUGCACUUGCAAUCGAUGUGGUUUGCUGCAAUGGCAAUGCAGGCGCUCAGUCGCCGCCUGCUAUUAUGUUGACUCACAACAAUGUUACUUGUUACUAUUCAAGAGUGACUAGAUUGUCUGUUGAUAUUUCAAUGUGGCAGCCUACAAGCUCUUGGCACUUUUCUCUAACUUACCAGUUACUAGAUGACCUUUAGAUUGAAGACACAACAACAGGUCACUUCCAUUUCGUGAGUCGUCAAGAAUGCCAAAUAGAAUAUCAAUAUGAAGAGCCCUAAGAUUAACGAAAACGGGAACAUUUCUCCGGCAACACCAACAGAUAACAACAUGUCACAGACAGGUUUUCUACGUGGUACACAUGCUAGGUUGAGAGAGGGACGAGAGGCUGCAGCUACCACUUCUCAGACACAAGAAGGCGGCAGAGAUUCUCCAACUACUAGAUCUACCGGAGAUGCACCAGCGGGGAAAGGCAAGGUCCAGGAUGGCAGAGUCCUAGAAGCUCGGCGUGGUAAAACAACUGCAGCUCCGUCAGCAGCUACUCCUCACGAAGGUGAUGAUGCUGAUUUUCUAGCUACUCAGAAUCAAAUACAAGGAGAUACUAGAAGAGAUGCCGAAGCUGAUGAUCAUGAAGAAGAUCAACAUACUGAUAGACCACCGGAAGACGAAGAAGGAGAACAAAUAAGACAACCCAAUCGCAGUCCCAAACGCGAAGGCCGCCGCGAGGAGGAGGUUGCAACUGAGAACGCUGUCCAAGAAAGUGAGCAUCCAGUACAUGAGGCUAAGGACGCUAGCGCCCCAAAUCUCCCUGUCGAUGCAACUACUACCACUCGUCCAGGUGGAACUGAAAGAAAAAAGGAGGAUGCCAGUGCCGCACCU